Messenger RNA from Xenopus laevis (African clawed frog), 693 nucleotides. Its product is annotated as interferon tau-4-like. NCBI's taxonomy places the organism in Eukaryota, Metazoa, Chordata, Amphibia, Anura, Pipidae. The record is from RefSeq and is a predicted model, not a curated record. The coding region runs from base 1 to 555 and encodes 184 amino acids. The transcript is spliced from 5 exons.
AUGUCUGUGUGUGUCCUUCUCCUGAUCACACUCGGCUCACACGGUCAGUCUACUAAGGGUCAAGCGAUAUACUGGACACAGCGUCAUAUCAACAAGGAAGCUGGGAACCUUCUCAGCAACAUGGGGGCAAUUCCGUACUGUGAUUGUGAAGAUGACUGGAGGAUUUUCCGUUUAUCAGAUUUUCUGAAGAAUAUGACAGAGGUUCCUGUUGGGCUUUUACAGAUCACUGUCCAUCAGUUCAGACUUAUCUUUACCGAUAACUUAGUUAACAGUGUAAAGGACAAGAAGGUCACCGAUGCGAUGUCCAAGAUGCAAAUGCUGCUGAACUGGGAUAUUAAAUCUAUGAACUUCUCGUCUCUUAAAGACCCUACGUUAAAAAACAAAAUCAAGAAAAUUAGGAGGUACUUCCGGAAGAUGUUGAAAUACUUAGAGAAAAAGGGGUACAGUUGCUGUGCGUGGGCGUCUGUGAGAGAUGAAAUGAAAAAAGUCUUGUUGAUUGUGUCCCGCCACACGGAUAUACUCCUGAAGGAACAAAUGCAGCAUGGGCAUGCCUGAGAUUUCUUAUAGGAAAGGAGAAACGUAUUCCCCACCAGAAGAAGGUGAUCUGGUUAUUACGAGCCUGAAGAUCAAAAUACUUGUGAGAUCAGCUCAAACCUACCCAGACUGUUACUCUUCCUGAUAAUGGAUUUAUAG